This is a messenger RNA of Penicillium coprophilum, 285 nucleotides long. RefSeq lists its product as uncharacterized. The transcript is spliced from 2 exons. Lineage: Eukaryota; Fungi; Ascomycota; Eurotiomycetes; Eurotiales; Aspergillaceae. Gene Ontology annotation, biological process: regulation of transcription by RNA polymerase II. Gene Ontology annotation, molecular function: protein dimerization activity; RNA polymerase II cis-regulatory region sequence-specific DNA binding; DNA-binding transcription factor activity, RNA polymerase II-specific. The record is from RefSeq and is a predicted model, not a curated record. Bases 1 to 285 code for a protein of 94 amino acids.
AUGAAUCCAGACGAUGACCAUGAUCGGUCGUCCUCGACACCGAAUGGGACAUCUAAACAGGGCAAUCACAUUGCCUCGGAGCAAAAACGACGCGCAGCCAUUCGUGAAGGCUUCGAUCGCUUGACAGAACUGGUGCCUGGUCUGGAGGGCCAGGGCCGAAGUGAGAGCAUCGUUCUACAAAAGACCGUGGACUUUAUCCACGUGAAGCUGCAAGAACGCCACGAUCUUAUCGCAGAGAUCGAAAGCAAAGGCGGCCGUGUGGACGACUCUUUUCGCCCAACAUGA